Astrephomene gubernaculifera is the source of this 3406-nucleotide messenger RNA. The record is from the annotation of a GenBank genome assembly. Lineage: Eukaryota; Viridiplantae; Chlorophyta; Chlorophyceae; Chlamydomonadales; Astrephomenaceae.
GAGGAGGAGGCGGAGGGGGCAGCAGUCGUCUGGCUGCGCUGCGGAGGGACAUGUUGAGCCUGGAUGAGGAGAUGGCGGAGAUGGAGGCGUCGCUGGCGGUGGCGGCAAGGAGGGCGAGGUAGGCAAGGAAAAGAGGAGGAAGAAGGAGACGUGAGGCACCCGAAUGCCGAGGCCGGGUAGGAGGAACGCGGAAGGAUGCCAGCAUGUGACAGGCGGAGAGGGGAGGCAUGAGAGGCGGGACAGGAGGCAUGCUUUUGAGGUGUGCUUUGAGGGGGAUGAGGGGUGCACAUGAAGGGGUGGGAAGCCGUGCAACGUGUGGCCGUACCCGGUACUGUAGGGGUGUGGGUAAUGGUGGGAAUCACUUGCGGUAGGCAGGGGCGAUAAUAGGGGUCCGACAGAACCCCCAUGGCACAAUGGGGCUGCCACCGAUGUGGGUGCCGAGGAGGGAGAGGGGGAGUCAGGUGGACGUGAUCGGGCGGUGGGAUCUAGCAGGUGGGACCAAGGGCCCCCGCGAGUUGAACGCGUGCGGCGUGCAGCAGACACGCAAAUGAACAUCUUGAAACGUCCUCUAUAACGAAUUGGAUGAACUUGGUGUAGCGCACGCGUAACGGAUGUGGGAAUGCCUUUGCAAGCGGAGGAGUUAUGCGCGCCCAAAUGUUCGAUGUCGUACGGUGGUUGACAGCGCAAGCAUACUCGCCAUCCGACAUGCCAGCCGUGUACUUGAUUGGGCUAAGCUCGUGCUGUAAGCAGGCUUAGACGAGAGGCGUUCAGUAGGGGGUGGAUGCCCUGUAGUUUCAACUAGCUGCCACUGACUUCCGCGUUUCCGCCCGGACUUCGAGACUUUUAUUUUUAUUUGCCAAGCAUUUCGAGAGACGAAGUAGUACAAAACGUAAGAAGCGGCGAUACAAGUUGGCACACUGUAACGCUUGCAUAGUAGCGACAGCAUCUCGUCGGCAGAUAUGUGGAAGUUCGUGAGUGCUGGCAACAGUGGCGGCCACCCGCUCCUGCGUUCGCUAAACGAGUUCAAAGGGAGGCAGACAUGGGAGUUCAAUCCGACAGCCGGCACCCCCGAGCAGCGUGCCGAGGUGGAACGCUUGCGCAGGGAGUUUACCGAAAAGAAGGACGUGCAUCACCAUUCAGCGGAUGAACUUCUAAGACUGCAAUGUGCGGACCGCAUCCGCGCCAAAAAGCAUGCCCCGCCAUCCGGCGAAAUACCUGAGAAUCUCACGCCCGAGCGCGUCGAGGAUCACCUCAAGGGAGCUAUCAGCUUCUACGAGUGCCUUCAGCAGGAUGACGGUCACUGGCCUGGCGAUUACGGUGGCCCGAUGUUCCUCUUGCCGGGCCUUGUUAUCGCGCUUUACACCACCGGUGUGCUGGAUGAGGUCUUCACUCCCGCACACAAGCAGGAGGCUCUGCGCUACCUCACCAACCACCAGAACCCGGACGGCGGCUUCGGACUGCACAUCGAGGGCGGCUCCACCAUGUUUGGAACCGGACUCAACUACGUAAUGGCUCGCUUGCUGGGUAUGGGUCCGGAUGAGGACCUCACGCGGAGGGCCAGGGAGUGGAUCCACUCCCGCGGCGGCGCCACCUACAUCACCAGCUGGGGCAAGUUCUGGCUUGCCGUACUGGGUGUGUACGACUGGUACGGCAUGAACCCGCUGACCCCCGAGAUGUGGCUGCUGCCGUACAGCUGGUGGAGCGGCAUCGGCAUGAUGCACCCGGGCAGGUUCUGGUGCCACUGCCGCAUGGUGUACCUGCCCAUGAGCUACGUGUACGGCAAGCGAGGCACGUGCAAGGAGACCCCCCUCACUGCCGCUAUCAGGCAGGAGCUCUACCCGCAGCCCUACUCGCGUAUCGACUGGAACGCGGCUCGCAACCAGUGUGCCAAGGAGGACCUGUACUACCCGCACCCGCUGGUGCAGGACGUGUUGUGGUGGACUCUGUACCAGGCGGAGGGGGUGCUGGCGGGCAGUGGGCUGCGGGAGCGGGCGCUGCGGGAGUGCAUGAAGCACAUACACUACGAGGAUGAGAACACCCGCUAUGUGGAUAUCGGCCCCGUGAACAAGGUGAUCAACAUGCUGGCGUGCUGGCUGGAGGAGCCGGGCGGGGAGGCGUUCAAGAAGCACCUCCCCCGCGUGCACGACUACCUGUGGCUCGCCGAGGACGGUCUCAAGAUGCAGGGUUACAACGGCAGUCAGCUGUGGGACACGGCGUUCGCGGCGCAGGCAAUCGCCGAGACGGGGCUGCUGGACGUGUCGGCUGCCUGCCUGGCUCGGGCGCAUGCGUACGUGGAGCAGUCGCAGGUGAUCGAGGAGGCCGCUCCCCCCCUGUCGGCCUACUACCGCCACAUAUCGCUGGGCGCCUGGCCCUUCUCCUCGCGCGAUCACGGCUGGCCCAUCAGCGACUGCUCCUCCGAGGGGCUCAAGGCGGCGCUGAGGCUGGCGAGCCUGCCGGAGGACAAGGUGGGUGCGCCAAUCCCCGCCGAGCGCCUGUACGACUGCGUCAACGUCAUCCUGUCGUACCAGAACAGCGACGGGGGCAUGGCCACCUACGAAAACACCCGCUCCUUCCAUGCACUGGAGAUCCUGAACCCCGCCGAGACGUUUGGCGACAUUAUCGUGGACUACUCGUACGUGGAGUGCACCUCGGCCUGCAUCACCGCACUGGCGGAGUUUAGGAAGCGCUACCCCUCCCACCGCCCCGCCGACAUCUCCUCGGCGCUCCGGCGCGCGGAGGCCUUCAUUCGCCGCAUCCAGAGACCCGACGGAUCAUGGUACGGCUCCUGGGGUGUGUGUUUCACGUACGGCUGCUGGUUCGGCCUCACCGGCCUGGCCGCGCUGGGCCACUGCUGCCAGAACGACCCGGCGGUGCGCCGCUGCUGCGAGUUCCUGGUGGCUCGGCAGCAGCGGGAGGGGGACGGCGGCUGGGGGGAGAGCUACCUGUCAUGCGAGAAGAAGGUCUACAGCCAGCUGGAGGGCGGCAGUCACGUGGUCAACACCGCGUGGGCCAUGUUGGGGCUCAUGGCGGCGGGAUACCACAAGGUUGACCCCGCCCCCCUGCACGCCGGCGCUCGCUUCCUGCUGCGCGCGCAGCUGCCCUCGGGCGACUGGCCGCAGCAGCACAUCUCCGGUGUCUUCAACCGCAACUGCAUGAUCACAUACGCAAACUACAGGAACAUCUUCCCCAUCUGGGCGCUGGGGCACUACCGGCGGCUGGCGCUGCUGGGAGAGCAGGACAUCGCACACUGAGGGGAAAAUAAAUGAAACGUGCAGCAACUGAAGUCGACACUGAGGGGGGGCCAACAAGAAAACCGCACGGUCCCCUUUACCCCCUUCACUGUAGGAGGAAGGGGGGAGAGAAAGAGAGCAGCUAACCUUAUGACAAAGCAAACACUGAGGGGGGG